ACCCUCAACUUACAACUGAUUUUCUUUCCACUACGACUGUCGAGUUCCAGCCGCAAACAACGCGUUAAUUUCUAAAUUAACGAAUCAAAACCGUAACUCGUAAUGUGCUAAUGCUAACGUAGCCAAAGAUAUAAUUGUCAUAUGUUUACGAAAAGCCACACGGACAAUAAAUCCCCGUUUAUAUUAGAUAUUAUAAUUAAAAAUCAAAAUCACGAACGCGCAAUCGGUUUGAGCGCAGUGAGCAGAGCAGAGGAGCGGAGAGCAGAGCAGAGAGAGAGUAAGCAAGCAAGCAAGCAAAUAGCAGCAGUCGCCAGAGCAGCGUAGAGUUGUGUAACACAGCAACGUGAACGUGUAAUAGAAUUUGGAUUUGGUUUUUGUGUGCGCUUAAGCAGAAACAGCAGCAUGGCGCUCGAGAUUGAUGCAAAAAAUGCGGCGGCGACUGGUGAUGCUGCUGCCACUGGUGCCACUGGCAAGGCCAAAGCCAAGGAGGCCAAAAACAACAACAACGUACCCGCAGCCGGCGAAAAGAACUUGGUCAAUGGCGGCAGCGCCGCAACGAAGAAGAAAGGCAAGAAAAACCGCAACAAAAGCCCGCCCCAAGACGCAGUCUCUGUGGAGAGUGUUGCCGCCCUGAGCAAUGGACACGCGGAGAAGGUUGCGGUCAACGGAGACGUUGCCGCUGAUGCCAAUGCCAAUGUGUUGGGAGACAAGGAGGGCGAAGUGAAGAAGUCGCUAGCAGAGGGCGGAGAGGGAUCAGUGGCAGAGGGAGAGGCGGCAGCAGCAGCGGCAGAUGAUGUCGAUCUGGAUGCAUUGCAUGAUGUGGGCAUCACGGUGAACAUUAGCAGUCCUGGCUCAGAUGUGCUCUCCGUGCAGCUGUCGAGCAUGGAGCUGGUGCAGGAAAUUCACCAGCUGCUGAUGGAUCGCGAGGAGACGUGCCACAGGACAUGCUUCUCCCUGCAGCUGGACAAUGUGACGCUGGACAACUUUGCCGAGCUGAAGACGAUCGAGAAUUUGGAUCAGGGAUCCACCAUUCGAGUGGUUGAGGAGCCGUACACAAUGCGUGAGGCGCGUAUCCAUGUGCGUCAUGUGCGCGAUCUGCUCAAGAAUCUGGAUCCGGCUGAUGCCUACAAUGGAAUCGAUUGCACCUCGCUCACAUAUUUGAAUACGAUCACACAGGGGGAUCUGCUGGACAAGAAGCGGACACGUCCCGACUCGGUUGACUGCACUCCGCCGGAAUAUGUGACGCCCGGAGUGCGUGAGCCACCGUUGCUGCCACUCCAUCCGAAUAUUAAGAACGCCAAGGGACCACAGGCGCUCAAGGUGCUGACCACAUCGGCGUGGAAUCCGCCACCCGGUCCACGCAAGCUGCAUGGUGAUCUGAUGUAUCUGUAUGUGGUCACCAUGGAGGAUAAACGCUUUCACAUCUCUGCCUGCUCCAAGGGCUUCUACAUUAAUCAGUCGACAGACGAUUCAUUCAAUCCAAAGCCAGACAAUCCCAGUCACUUGAGUCACUCGCUCAUCGAUUUACUCUCUCACAUUUCAUCAUCGUUCCGUCGCGCCUUCCAGGCCAUCCAGAAGCGUCGCACCAUGCGUCACGCCUUCGAGCGUGUGGCGACUCCCUACCAGGUGUACCAAUGGGCAGCGCCACAAUUGGAGCACACCGUGGAUGCCAUACGUGCCGAGGAUGCCUUUAGCUCCAAGCUGGGCUAUGAGGAGCACAUACCUGGACAGACGCGCGACUGGAACGAGGAGCUGCAGACGACUAGGGAACUGCCAAGGAAGACACUGCCAGAGCGUUUGCUGCGCGAACGUGCCAUCUUCAAGGUGCAUGGAGACUUUGUGACGGCGGCAACUCGUGGAGCGAUGGCCGUCAUCGAUGGCAAUGUGCUGGCCAUUAAUCCGGGCGAGGAUGCCAAAAUGCAGAUGUUCAUCUGGAACAACAUCUUCUUCUCGCUGGGCUUUGAUGUCCGCGAUCACUACAAGGAACUUGGCGGCGAUCAUGCCGCCUUUGUGGCGCCACGUUACGAUCUCCAUGGCGUGCGCGUCUACAAUGCUGUGGAUGUCGAAGGCCUCUACACCCUCGGCACCGUUGUGAUUGAUUAUCGUGGCUAUCGUGUCACCGCACAGUCCAUCAUACCCGGCAUAUUGGAGCGGGAACAGGAACAGUCUGUUGUCUAUGGCUCCAUAGACUUUGGCAAGACAGUCCUCAGUCAUCCCAAAUAUCUGGAGCUGCUGCGUCUGGCGGGCAAGCAUUUGAAGAUAUUGCCACACUCGGUGCUCAAUGAGCGGGAUGAGGCCGUCGAGCUGUGCUCCUCCGUCGAGUGCAAGGGCAUCAUUGGCAACGAUGGACGCCACUAUAUACUGGACUUGUUGCGCACCUUCCCACCAGAUGUGAAUUUCCUAAAGCUCCAGGAUGUGCAGCUGAGUAAGGAGCUCACCGAAAUGGGAUUCCCCAUUGAGCAUCGCCACAAGUUGUGCUGCCUGCGCCAGGAGCUGCUCGAGGCCUUCAUUGAGGAUCGCUAUGUGACUUUCAUACGCAUUGCUGCCGUUCAUCUGCAGCAACUGAAUGCCAAAAAGCAGGCAUCCGCAUCCACAUCCGGCGAGAAGGAGCUGCCUGCCAUUGCCGAGAAGCAGGAGGAACAGGCGGAGGAAGUCAAGGUGGUAGAGGCGGAAAAGGAGAAGGAGAAGCCACAGAAGGAGGAGUCUGCGCCGAGUGCCAGCGAGACCAAGAGCGCCGAGGCCAUGGUGAAUGCCAUACGCGAGGCCCAAUCCAAUGUGGCCGUCUCCAAUGAGAUCCAGGCCGCUGAGGUGGUCAAACGUGCCUGUGCCGCUGUGGGCUCGCUCAAGGAGAAGGAGUUUGACUUCCGCUUCAAUCCGGACGUCUUCUCGCCAGGCAUACGCCACAUUGAUGGCCCUGACGGCGGCGUACAGUCGCUGGCCAAACAGAAGCGUCUCGUUCAGGAUGCAGCUGAAUUUCUGGUGCUCAAGCAAAUCCCCGCCUUCAUCAAGGAGCACAUGGCUCACUCGUCGCCGCCCAUCGAUGGCCAGAGCUUGACCGAAUCCCUGCACAGUCACGGCAUUAAUAUACGCUACCUGGGCAAGGUAAUCAAGAUGCUUGGACAGAUGCCCCGCAUGGACUAUCUGCAUCGCAUUGCCAUCCUGGAGCUGAUUGUGCGUGCCACCAAGCACAUUUACUACACAUACAUACAGAGCACGGAGCCAAUGCAUCUGUCGGCUGCGAUCAGUCACUUCCUCAACUGCCUGGUGACCACGGGACCAGUAAAUCCCGCCGUCAGCAGCGAGGAUGCGCACAAGAAGCAGACGCGUCAAAAUGGUGGUAAAAACAACAAGAAUAACAAGUCGGACAAGGGAUCCAAGCCCCAACAGGCAGCUGCCUCACAGAGUGGCAAUGGAACAGCUGGAGGAGGCAGUGCCUCAUCCAGUGGAUCAAGCGGCUGGACACUGAUGACGCCACGUUCGCUGUGGCAACAGAUUCGCAAGGAGGCAAAGACAUAUUGGAACUGGGAUCUGGACUGUGAUUCGAUUGAAACAGCUGGAGCCAAGUAUGGAUUGCUGCGCAUCUCGUUGUUGCGCGCUUUCUGCCUCAAGGUGGGCAUCCAGGUGCUGCUCCGCGAGUACAACUUUGAGUCGAAGCACAAGCCCACGUUCGGCGACGAUGACAUUGUCAAUGUGUUCCCCGUGGUCAAGCACAUCAGUCCACGUGCCACAGAUGCCUACAACUUUUACACCACUGGCCAGACCAAAAUCCAACAGGGCAUGCUUAAGGAGGGAUACGAGCUCAUCAGCGAGGCUCUCAAUUUGCUCAACAAUGUGUUUGGCGCCAUGCACCAGGAGAACGGAUCCUGUCUACGCAUGCUGGCACGUCUCAGUUACCUGCUGGGCGAUGCCCAGGAUGCUCUGGCCAUCCAACAGCGCGCCGUCAUCAUGAGCGAGCGCGUCAAUGGCAUCGAUAAUCCCUCAACUAUUCUGGAAUACGCACAUUUGUCACUCUACUCCUUUGCCAAUGGUCAUGUGGGCAUGUCGCUGAAGCUGCUCUACCGUGCACGCUAUCUGCUGGUGCUUAUCUGUGGCGAGGAUCAUCCCGAGGUGGCUUUAAUCGAUAGCAACAUCAGCUUAAUCCUGCAUGCGCUGGGCGAGUACGAGUUGUCGCUGCGUUUCAUUGAGCACGCACUGAAGCUGAACCUGAAGUACUUUGGCAACAAGGCCAUGCAUGUGGCAGUCAGUUAUCAUCUGAUGGCACGCACUCAGUCCUGCAUGGGCGACUUCCGCUCAGCGCUGAACAAUGAGAAGGAAACCUACUCCAUUUACAAAUCACAGCUGGGGGAGAAGCACGAGAAGACGCGCGAAUCGGCGGAAUGUCUGCGUCUGUUGACUCACGAGGCUGUCGCACUUCAACGCAAGAUGAACGACAUCUACUCCAAUGGCAAGCUCACCAGCGAUCUGCCACCUAUUCAUAUAACACCGCCAUCGAUGGGAUCUGUUCUGGAAAUGCUAAACACAAUCAAUGGCAUUCUCUUUGUGCAUAUCAGCCAAAAGGACAUUGUAAAGGUGCGCAGUGAGAUUGAAAAGCAUUUGAAAACGAAUACCGAAGAGAACGAAAUUACGGAUGCUCUCAAAACAAUUGUGGCAUCGGCCAAUAAUAAUGAUAAUGCGUCAGAGACUGAGCAGCCAAAGGAGGAUGCAAACGCAGCCACGAGCCAGCUUACAAAUGGCAGCGAAGAAGCGACCACGACGGCUUCCAGCUGAACAACAGAUUCGCAAACAUAUUACUAUCAAACAAUGCAAGCACAGCAACGACAACAACAACAACAGCAACCACAACAAUAAGAAUGCAUCAUCAAGAACAAGAAAUACCAAUAAUAAUAACUUGAAAAAGUAAUGAAAACAAAGAUAAACAUAAGUCACAAAAUAGUCAACUGUUGUCCAACGUUUGUUCGUCAACGUUGUUUCAUUUUCUUUCGUGGACUGAGCUAAAUUCGUAACAACAAAGUGUUUACACACCAAACAACCUACAAAGAAUAACAACAAAUAAAUGCAUAAUAGAUUAUGUUACAUUUUCUAAA
Molecule: messenger RNA, 5084 nt
Organism: Drosophila innubila
Lineage: Eukaryota; Metazoa; Arthropoda; Insecta; Diptera; Drosophilidae
Gene: clu
Product: protein clueless
Exons: 7
Coding region: 403-4767 (1454 amino acids)
Biological process (GO): intracellular distribution of mitochondria
Cellular component (GO): cytoplasm
Molecular function (GO): mRNA binding; protein binding
Source: RefSeq, a predicted model, not a curated record